AUGGUUAAUCUUCUUUUUGUGAUCAAUUUUUUGCAGCAACUUGGUAUGGAAAGUAAGGCCAUCCGUGACUCGCAGAUUACAGCUUCCUCUACCCAUAGUAGUGGAAAGUAUCUCUCUUAUUAUGGUAGGCUUAACACAAUACUUGGUGAUGGUGGAUGGAUACCUAAAUCUAAUACAGUAGGACAGUGGAUACAAGUUGACCUACUCCAAUUAACCAGAAUUACAGCUAUUGCAACGCAAGGUUGCGCAAAGUGUGAUGAAUGGGUGAUAACCUACAGUCUACAGUACAGCGACGAUGGAACUAGCUUCAGUGACUAUGAAGGGGGAAAGACUUUACCUGGAAAUUCCGAUCGAUCAACAGUUGUCAAAAACAACCUUGAUCCUCCUAUAACUGCCAGGUAUAUCAGACUUCUGCCAAAGAAAUACAAGAGCUUCAUGACAAUUAGACUGGAACUUUAUGGCUGCCAACUAUAAACCAAACUGUAAAGUUAUUAUAAGUUCUCUUAGUGCACAAGGCACCUUUUGGAAAAUAUAUCUUAUCUUACUAUGGACUAUGCCGGUGAGCACUUCUACGAACGAAAACAAAAAAAUAUCUAAAUUUAUAGCUUUGGGAUCGACAAGACGUUAUUACAGAUUGGAAAUGCUAAUGAAUUGAA
Messenger RNA from Exaiptasia diaphana, 656 nucleotides. RefSeq names its product lactadherin. Lineage: Eukaryota; Metazoa; Cnidaria; Anthozoa; Actiniaria; Aiptasiidae. The transcript has a single exon. The coding region runs from base 1 to 474 and encodes 157 amino acids. The record is from RefSeq and is a predicted model, not a curated record.